Bursaphelenchus xylophilus (pine wood nematode) is the source of this 1744-nucleotide messenger RNA. NCBI's taxonomy places the organism in Eukaryota, Metazoa, Nematoda, Chromadorea, Rhabditida, Aphelenchoididae. The record is from the annotation of a GenBank genome assembly.
AUGGCCCAUUCCCUCGACAAACCGACAAAGGCCUAUUGCCUGAAGGCGUUGGACGAAGCGGUGUUUGAUAUUUUGAAGAAUCAGACCUAUAGUGAUGCUACCGCCGGCUUCUUGAACGACAAGAUUGUCGCCGCGUUGACACAAAAGUUUAAGGGUACGGUGGUUUUUGACACCAGCCCUUCCAUGCAAAACUCUAGGCUUUUUUGGACUAUGAAGUUGCACUGUGCACAAUCCUAGGCAUUUUUGCACUAUGAAAUUGCACUGUGCAAAAUUCUAGGCUUUUUUACCCUAUGAAAUUGCACAGUGCAAAACUCUAGGCUUUUUUGCACCGUGAAGUUGCACCCUGUAAAAAUUGUAUGAGUCCGCGAUGUUUGUAGUCAAAAAAAACAGUUUUUAUUAAAAAAAGUUAUGUAAAAUUUGCACUGUGCGGAAACGUAAGCUUUUUUGCAUUAAAAAGUUGCACCGUGCCAAAAUUUAGGCUUUUUUUGGAACAGGAGGAGCCUAGAAAAAAUUGAAUAUAGUAAGGGGGACCAAGGCAGAUUUUUUAAAAAAAAUUUUUUUUUAGUUUUCAAAGAAAUGAAUACGAAAACUUACCAUUUCAUAUUUUUUUCACAUACCAAAAAAGGCGGUCAAAAAAUGCCGUGCUCCCUUCUUACCAAAAUAAAAUUUUUCCUAUGCGAACAGCUCACAUAAAGUGCCCACUCCUCCUAGAGCAAUGUGCAGGUCAAACCUUGUCAUUUUUAUAUUACGCUUUUUCAAAAGUGCAGAGACAUUUUCCGGCCUUUUUUGCACCGCACCGUGCAUGUUGUGCGACGAAAUCCAUUUUGCACUGUGCAAAUUCUUUUCGCACGCCCAAAGUUCGCAGCGACACAGCUGAGAAACGCUUACGUCGCAGCAAUAUCCGGUUGCACAGUGCAAAAGGUCAAACGCACCCCAAAAAGGAGGUUUUUGCACGGUGCGGCCAACGACAAAAUGUCUCUGCACUUUUGAAAAAGCGUAAUACGCUAAAAUCCCCAUAAAACCGAUGUAUUUUGCAGAGUUCCCAUUCGCCCGCUACAAGUACGUCUUUCAAGUCAUUUUGACGGAGCCUCGUGGUCAGGGACUGCGGUGAGCUGGAGUACUAAUCUUUAAAAUGAUUUUUCGUUUUUUAGAGCUCACAUUGGAUGUUUUUGGGAUCAAGCAAAUGAUGUGCUGACUAAGUGGCGCUAUAUUAACGUGAGUCAAAGUUUUUAGUUUACUGUGAAAAAUUAGGGUUUUUUGUAUUGAUAUUUACCGAGAAAUACACAAAGAGAACAAGAUAUAUGUUUUUACUUCGUAUUUUAACUUUUUUAUUUUUUGUGCACUGUGCAAAAAUAUAGGCUUUUUUCAAUUACAAAAUUGCACUGUGCGAAAAUCUAGGCUUUUUCAAACUAAGAAAUUGCACUGUGCAAAAACGUAGACCUUAUUUGCGCUAAGAAAUUGCACAGUGCAAAACUGCAGGCCUUUUUUGAAGCUAAGAAACCGCACUAUGCAAAAAUUUUGACCUAUUUACGCUAUAAAAUUGCACUGUGCGAAAAUGUAGGCUGUUUUCAUCUAAGAAAUCGCACUGUGCAAAACUAUAGGCUUUUUUAAAUUACAAAAUUGCACUGUGCAAAACUUUAGGCUUUUCUCAACUAGGAAAUUGCACUGUGCAAAAAAAAAUGUUUUUUUUCAGGACACAAUUUGUUGCGAGAUAAUUGUCUUCGCCAUCCUCACCUAUUCCUGA